Molecule: messenger RNA, 5323 nt
Organism: Anguilla rostrata (American eel)
Lineage: Eukaryota; Metazoa; Chordata; Actinopteri; Anguilliformes; Anguillidae
Product: collagen alpha-2(VI) chain-like
Exons: 28
Coding region: 188-2941 (917 amino acids)
Cellular component (GO): extracellular matrix
Source: RefSeq, a predicted model, not a curated record
CUUGAGUCUCGCGGAGGAACUGAGAGAAUACUCCUGCUGCGGGACGCACCACUCCCGGACUCCCGUUUUCUGGAGUAAGUGAUUUUUCCAUGAUUUUUUGAGGGAUGUUUAAAUGAAAACGCGUCCAGGUUACUGUUUCUAAACAUUCGGUCUAUUUUUCUUCUGCGGAGCAGGAGAAGACUCAACCAUGAUAUCAAAGGUGAUCUUUCUGGGCCUCCUGUAUGGAGUGGUCACACAAGGGCAGCCAUACAGUGGGCCACUGGUUAAGCCUACCCCAGAAUGCAACAAAAAGAUUGAGUGUCCCAUCCAACUGUAUUUUGUCAUCGACACGUCGGAGACCAUAGCCUUGCAGGAGUCCCCGCCUGGCAGCUUGGUGGAGAGCAUCAAGCAGUUCACUGAGAUGUUUGCCAGGAAGCUGGACGAUAUAGAAUACAAGGACAUGGUGCAGAUCACAUGGUCCCUGGGUGGUCUACACUUCUCCCAGAGGAGGGAGAUCUUCAGUCAAAUAUCCGGCAGGGACAACUUCAUCGAUGGCCUGCAAAGAAUUGUUUACCUGGGCAGAGGCACUUACAUCGACUGUGCCCUCACCAACAUGACCCUGGAGAUGUCUCGCGCCACCCCCACGACGAAAGUAAUCCAGUUCGCCGUGGUGAUCACCGACGGUCAUGUGACGGGCAACCCCUGUGGCGGGAUCAAGGUGGCGGGGGAGCGCGCACGGGACGAUGGGAUCAAGAUAUUCGCCGUGGGGGCGACCACAAACUUGGACGAGACGGGGAUGAAGGAGAUUGCCAGCUCUCCGGCCGACCUCUAUCGCAACGACUUCUUGGCAGUCGACCUCAGCUUAUCGCCCCCCAAAAUUAUGACAUCGACUAUCGACCGCAUCAUCAAAACCAUGACGCAUCAGGCUUUCCAGGAGUGUUACGCACUGAAGUGUUUUGAAUCAGAUGGACCCCCCGGUCCGAAAGGCCACAGAGGAAACAAGGGAGCGAAAGGUGACAGUGGAUUUCCUGGGCCAAAAGGUGAAAGAGGUCGACAGGGUGAUCCUGGUAUCGAAGGUCCUAUUGGCCAUCCUGGUCCAAAGGGUGGACCUGGACACAAAGGAGAAAAGGGUGAAUCUGGAUCUGCAGGCAAGAAGGGUGUGGCCGGUCUCCCCGGACGCAAUGGGACUGACGGUCAAAAGGGGAAGAUAGGUCGCAUUGGCGCUCCUGGCUGCAAAGGGGACCCAGGCGACAAGGGACCUGACGGAUAUCCGGGAGAUGUUGGUGACAGUGGAUUGCCUGGAACCGAAGGAGAAAAGGGAGAUCCUGGUCGCCCUGGAAGAUCAGGCCCCACCGGCCCGGAUGGAGAACCUGGACCUUCGGGUGACAAUGGAAGUCCUGGAUCACCCGGAAUUCCUGGGGCAAAAGGAACUGCAGGGACAGCUGGGAGACCUGGACCAAAAGGCGAACCUGGAAGAAGAGGUGACUUUGGACCAAAGGGAAAAGUUGGAAACAACGGACCAAAAGGAGAUAAGGGUGAAUUUGGGCCCGAGGGACCGAGGGGACUAGCUGGUGAAGUUGGAGGCAAAGGAGCCAAGGGAGACAUUGGGCUGCCAGGGCCACGGGGUCCCCCAGGAAGCCAAGGAGAGGCAGGGAGAAAUGGUACUACCGGAGAUCCCGGUGAUGCAGGACCAAGGGGAGAUCCUGGCCCCUUAGGGCCCAAGGGCGACCCAGGAAGACCUGGAUUCAGCUAUCCUGGGCCAAGGGGACCCACGGGUGACCGGGGUGACAAAGGAGGCCCUGGACCGCGAGGGAGCAGAGGCGACUGUGGGCAGAAGGGAGAACCUGGUGUUAAGGCUGAACCAGGUGAACCGGGAGAGCCAGGACCUAAUGGUGAGCCUGGUCAAAGAGGUCCCAGAGGAGAAGGUGGAAAAGAUGGUGGUCCUGGUCCUGAGGGUGACCCCGGCCUUACUGACUGUGAUGUCAUGAACUACAUCAGAGAAACCUGUGGUUGCUGUGACUGCGAGAAGCGCUGUGGAGCUCUGGACAUCGUCUUUGUCAUCGACAGCUCAGAGAGCGUGGGGCUGACUAACUUCACUCUGGAGAAGAACUUUGUCAUCAACACCAUUAACAGAAUGGGCUCCAUUGCAAAUGACCCCAGUUCUGAAACAGGAACCCGUGUGGGCGUGGUACAGUACAGUCACAGCGGAACCUUCCAAGCCAUUAGACUCAACGACUCGAAGAUAGACUCCCUGUCAGCCUUCAAAGACGCAGUCAAGCGGCUGGAGUGGAUCGCGGGGGGGACCUGGACACCCUCAGCCCUCAAGUUCGCCUACGACAACCUCAUCCGCGACAGCCGCCGCUCGAAGGCCCAAGUGACCGUGGUGGUCAUCACGGACGGCCGCUUCGACCCGCGCGACGACGACUCCCUGCUCACGUACCUCUGCAACGACGGCAGCGUCGACGUCAACGCCAUCGGCAUCGGCGACAUGUUCGACCAGCCCGAGGAGAACGAGAGCCUGAAGUCCAUCGCCUGCCAGAAGAGCAACCGCAUCAUGGGCAUGAGGCGCUUCGCCGACCUGGUGGCGGAGGAGUUCAUCGACAGGAUCGAGGACGUCCUCUGCCCCGAUCCCAUAACCGUUUGUCCUGAGCUCCCCUGCACAACAGAUGUGGCACCCCCUUGGAGUGGGUACCCCUUGUUUGAAACCCUGGCGGAGGAGGGCAUCCACACCCCUGUCCCCAGCUCCCUGCUGGGUGUCACACACAUGCUCAGUCUCCUGAAGGAUGAGCAACUGCCCGAUAUCUACGGCAAGGCCCUGGCCAGCCUGGCUUACACAGCCCAACGAGCCAAGUUUGCCAGUGGGGAUGACAGGCAGCAGUGGACUCAGCUGUUUGUUGACUCUUUCAAAGUGGUGUAUGGCAAUUUAGUGGAGGACCCCAACAGAGCUCUGGGGUUGUGCUAAAUUAGCAGAGCACAGAACAAACAGCUGUUGUCUCCAUCCAAUGUCAGUGGCCCCCAGCAAACAGACGUCAUAUAUAGGAUGGUUAUUGUCACAGGUCAAAUGUCCAUAAUUGUCAUACCAGUCAGAGACUGACGACAAACAUUACGUCUGCUCAUAAUGGGGUAUCACUAGUUAACACCCAAACGGUUUUGGUCCUUUUACAGGAAGCUCCAUAACUUCUAGGACAAAGACAUACUUUUUGUACUCCACAAUUUUAGAUUUGUAAUCUAACAAUUCACAUGAUGUUAAAGUGCAGAAUCUCAGCUUUUAUCAAAGGGCAUGUUUAUACAUUUUGAUUUCACCAUGUAGAAAUUAUACUUUUUAUAUAUAGCCUCCCAUUUCAGGGCAUCAUAAUGUUUGGAACAAAUCGCUUCACAAGUGUUUUUGAGUAGUCAGGUUUGUUCAACUGCUUCUUUAGUGCAGGUAAGAGCUUUCAAUAUCUAGUCUUGAAUCUAGGCUUUUGAUUGCCUUUUGUUGUCUGUUAGUGGGGUUUAUCAACAUGAGGACCAGAGUUAUGACAAUGAAAGUCAAGGAUGCCAUUAUGAUGCUGUGAAAUAAUAAAAACAACUGUCAGAGACAUAAGCCAAGCCUUAGGCUUAACAUUUGUUAGGAACAUCGUGAAGAAGAAAGUGAGCACUGGUGAGCACCGUAAUCGCAAAGGGCCUGACAGGCCAAGGAAGGCCUCUACAGUUGAUGGCCAAAGAAUUCUCACCAUAAUAAAGAAAAACCCCUAAACACCUGUCUGACUGAUCAGAAGCACUCUUCAAGAGGCAGGCAUGGUUUUGUCAGUGACUACUAGCCGCAGAUGACUUCACAACUAUAAAUACAGAGGCAACACUACAAGAUGAAAAUCACUAGUUAGCCACAAAAACAAGAGGACCAGGUUACAGUUUGCAAAGAUGUACCUAAAAGAGCCUCCAGAGUUCUGGAAAAAUGCCUUGUGGACAGAUGAAACCAAGAGUGGCAAGAGCCAAGUGUGGAGGCUAAAAGGAACUGCACAAGACUCAAAGCAGCCCCCUUAUCUGUGAACUGUGGUGGCGGGGGAGUUAUGGUUUGGGAAUGUUUGACUGCCGCAUGUACUGGCUUGUCUACAUUGAUGAUAACUGCUGAUGGCAGAAUUAGUUCUGAACUGUAAAGAAGCAUCUGCUCACGUUCAAGCAAAUCCUUCGAAACUCUUUGGAUGGCGCUUCAUCCUACUGCAAGGCAAUGAUAACGAACAUACUGCUAAAGAAACAAAUGAGUUUUUCCAAAACCAAGAACUUGACUAGCCAAGUCAUUCACCCAAUCUGAAUCAGUCCCCAAAACAUGCAGGAGCUGAAGAUGGCUGCAGUGCAAGCCUGGCAAAGCAUUACCAGAUAAGAUAAUCAGCACCAGGUGAUGUUUAUGGGUCACAGACCUCGAGCAGUUAUUGCAUUCAAUGGAUAUGCAACAAAGUACUAAACAUGAUUACUUUCAUUUACAUAUCCUUAAUAUGGAUAUAUUCCAAACAUUAUAGUACCCUAAAAUGGGGGGCGAUGUAUAAAAAGUGCUGUAAUUUCUACAUGGUGAAACCAAAAGUAUAAAAAUACCCUUAAAUAAGCUAAGAACGUGCACUUUAACCACACAUGAUUUGCUUGAUCACAAAUAUAAUAUUGUGGAGUACAGAACAAAAUCAAGAAAACAAUUGUACAAAAUUUUCCUGUACCUGAGAACUCCAUACUUGCAGUAACAUGUGCAGUCUUAUCAUGUGACAUAUGAAAUGAAUGUUGAGUCAUUCAUCCUUUGGCCUCAACUGUAAAUAAACAUCUCAAGGAUCUAAAUAACAUAUGGCUGUUUUCGUAAUACAUCAGCGUAAUGAUUGUCCGAAGCCAUAAUUUAUAGUUUUGCAAUUUGCACAACCUUGUAUAUUUCAGAGGCUGCUAGUUUCUGAUUCUUUGAACAGUGUUAUACUGGCAAUGAUUACUGGUUAAGGAUAUUGCUAAUGUUAAUGAACAAUAAAAGCAUACAUUAUGUCUAUUAUUUGUGGCAGUUUGCUAUGUCUAUGUGUUGAAAAAUAAAUGCCAAUGACUGCAUCACUGUAAGUUAUGCAUCUGGUCAAAUUAUCAGUAUUAUGAUGUUUACAUUGACAUUAAAUCUUAGAGAAAUCCCUUAUUUUAAUUUCCAUGUUUGUGAAACAUAUUUUAUUGAAAACAUGUUGCAACAUUGAAAGGAGCUGGCAUUUAUUAUCAAAGGUGCAUUUACUGUGUGGUCUAUAAUGUCCAUAGCAGUCAACAAAUAUUUAGCCCAAGCAGAUGUGUAAUUGUACAUUUCUAACCACAUUUGUAUAAUAACCUUCUGUAUGAAAUAAAUGUUAGCAUAAACCAA